CACACACGAUGCUUCCCUCCAUCCUUUCAAAAUCAAGAAACGCGCCGUCACCCGCCGGACACCGCCGCCAUCUCCGUCGUCUCCUCUCCUCUUCGCUCGGCAGGGCUACAACCUUCCCACCCACCACCGCCAUUGCACUAUCACCACCACCUCCAAGCACCAACUCCCACCUUGCUUCUUCCCCUCAUUCCUACCACCGCUACGCCUCCAUCCUCCAAUCCUGCGUCGCCGCGGGUUCCCUGCGCGCCGGCAGGAAGCUCCAUGGCAGGCUCCUCGUCUCGGGCCUCGGCCCUGACACGGUCUUGUCCACCAAGCUCGUCGACCUGUACGCUGCCUGCGGCCAUGUUGGGCAGGCGCGCCGCCUGUUUGACGGAAUGCCCAAGCGGAACGUGUUCCUGUGGAACGUGCUGAUCAGGGCCUAUGCGCGGGAGGGGCCUCGCGAGGCCGCGGUGCAGCUCUACCGAGGGAUGGCGGAGCACGGCGUGGAGCCUGAUAACUUCACGUACCCGCUGGUGCUCAAGGCGUGCGCGGCGCUCCUGGACCUGGAGACAGGGAGGGAGGUGCACGAGCACAUCUCGGGCACACGGUGGGGCCAGGAUGUGUUUGUGUGCGCCGGUGUUGUUGACAUGUACGCCAAGUGUGGGUGUGUGGACGAUGCUCGAGCGGUGUUUGAUGGGAUCGCGGUGAGAGACGCUGUUGUGUGGAAUUCGAUGAUUGCUGCAUAUGGGCAGAAUGGGCGACCCAUGGAGGCGCUUUCAUUGUGCCGCGACAUGGCUUCUAAUGGUGUUGGGCCCACAAUCGCUACUCUGGUGAGUACAAUAUCAGCGGCGGCUGAUGCAGCUGCUCUGCCUAGAGGGAGAGAGCUGCAUGGGUUUGGUUGGAGGAGGGGGUUCGGGGGGCAGGACAAGCUGAAAACUUCCCUUGUGGACAUGUAUGCCAAGAGUGGGUGGCUUCAUGUAGCUCGUGUUCUCUUUGAGCAACUUAUGAAGAGGGAACUUGUUUCUUGGAAUGCCAUGAUAUGUGGAUAUGGGAUGCAUGGCCAUGCUGACGAAGCGCUUGAAUUGUUUAACAAAAUGAGGGGAGAUGCUCAAGUGACUCCUGACAACAUCACUUUUGUUGGGGUUUUAUCUGCCUGCAACCAUAGAGGGAUGGUAGAAGAAGCAAAAGAGUUCUUUGGUCUGAUGGUUGAUGUGUCCUCCAUCGAGCCAACAGUGCAGCAUUACACUUGCCUUGUAGAUGUUCUUGGUCACACUGGUAGGUUUGAGGAAGCAUAUGAUCUUAUUAAGGGAAUGUCUAUCAAACCAGAUUCAGGAAUAUGGGGGGCACUUCUCAAUGGUUGUAAGAUCCACAAAAAUGUUGAACUAGGUGAGCUAGCCCUGCAGAAGUUGAUUGAGCUCGAGCCUGAAGAUGCUGGCAAUUAUGUCCAUCUAUCAAAUAUCUAUGCUCAGUCUGGGAAAUGGGAAAAUGCUGCAAGGGUGAGAAAGCUAAUGACCAAUAGAGGCCUGAAAAAAAUCCUCGCUUGCAGUUGGAUUGAGUUGAAAGGGAAAACUCAUGGAUUUCUAGUUGGGGAUGCAUCUCAUCCUAGAUCAGAUGAAAUAUAUGAAGAGUUAGAGAGAUUGGAAGGUCUCAUGAGUGAUGCUGGCUAUGUGCCUGACACAAUGCCAGUUUUCCACAAUGUGGGUGAUGAUGAAAAGAGGAAUAUGGUGAGAAGCCACAGUGAGAGGUUGGCCAUUGCGUUUGGGCUCAUUAGUACACCUCCUGGGACAAAGCUUCUUGUGACUAAGAAUCUUCGAGUUUGCGAGGACUGUCAUGUUGUUAUCAAGCUGAUUUCAAAGAUCUCGCAGCGUGAAAUCAUCAUAAGAGAUGUUAACCGUUACCAUCACUUUGUAAAUGGUGAGUGCUCUUGCAAAGACUACUGGUAGCUUUACAGUGAAUAAACAAGUUGAUUUUGCUCAUAUCGGGUGCUAGUCGUAUUAGUCUCAUACGACAGAAGAUGUGGUCUUUUCCAAAACAGCACAGGUCAGCCAAAAAGAAAACAGCUCAGUUUUGAGAAUUCGAAAGUGACUGGAAAUCUGUGAUUGUCUGUUACUGUCAGAGUUCACUGUGAUGUUGUUCUACAAGACAAGCUUGGAUGCUGACUGAGCCAGCACAGAGUUGCAAAACGCAAAGGUGAUGACUUUGAUAUGGAGCACUUCAUGUAUGUAAGUCAUUCAGAGAUGAAGAAACAUGAUCGUGUUCAUUGUGGAACACCUGGUUCUCCACUGGUCUUGCUUAAAUUUAGUCCUUGUUAGGAGGGGUGUACCCGAAUUCAAGGUUGGCCUUCAUGGUUUCAAAUAUAAUGAGGGAAAAUCUCGUUCUGAUUUUCCAUACUGGCAAGCUUUUGUCUGGAGGGCUGAGUUUUGUGCCCUGAUGCCUAUCAAAGGUUUGUAAAAAGCCUAUUACGCCACUGGAAUUGCAUCCCAUGAAACUAUUGGUCUUCAUGAAGAUAUAAAAUUAUUAAUUGAAGAUGGAAAUAA
Molecule: messenger RNA, 2516 nt
Organism: Triticum aestivum (bread wheat)
Lineage: Eukaryota; Viridiplantae; Streptophyta; Magnoliopsida; Poales; Poaceae
Product: pentatricopeptide repeat-containing protein At2g01510, mitochondrial
Exons: 1
Coding region: 9-1922 (637 amino acids)
Biological process (GO): RNA modification
Molecular function (GO): RNA binding; zinc ion binding; protein binding
Source: RefSeq, a predicted model, not a curated record